AUGUCACAGCAGGCACAGUUCUUAAAAUGGUUUGAAGAACUAAACCAUGGGGCCGGCGAUCCAGGAACUUUAGGACUAGAAAUAUCAGACACAGUAGCAACAGGUGGUCGAGGCUUAGUCGCACGCAAAUCUCUUCCGUCGUCUGACAGCUAUCUACUUUCGAUUAAGGUGGAUGAUCCGCGCUUGGUUCUCACACCUCGUCGUUCUCAUUAUCUCCUUAACCAAUGUUCUUGUGGUUUUGAUGAGUUCUGGAAACCAACAGUUAAUGUAACUGUUCAGGAUCCGCAGGACGUUCUGUCUUUUGCGGAUAUCGCUUACGUUUCUAUCGAAAGCCCCAAAAUGGUUAGUAAACUCCAUCCUCUCUUGCCUAAGCCUCUGGUAAUCGCCUUUGAAUCACAGAUAGAGAGGAUGCAUUUUGCAUGGGCCUGGUCAGUUGUUAAUUCACGCUGUGUCUACGUCAAUCUUCGCCUCUGGGGUGGUAAUAAGUCCACACUUCCUCAUAUUUGUGAUUCUGAGCCUCGAUUUUUUUAUCGAAGCAAUGAGAACAUCGCUAUCAUUCCUUUCUUUGAUUUGUUUAAUCAUUCACCUGACGUGUCUGUUAGCAUUGAGGUCACAAAUGGUGUACUAAAGGUGAAGACAGACUCGUCUUAUCAAGCAGGCGAACAGGUUUUUAUCAACUACGGAAAACAUGAUAACCUCUUUCUGUUGUGUGAAUACGGCUUCUGUAUUCCCGGUGUCAAGAAUCCAUGUGACGUAAUCUAUCCUACCUUCGGGAACUUGUUAUCCAUUAGUGGAUCUAUCCAAAAGCUAAAUCUUAUUCUCUCAACUUUUCGACUGCCCUCAACUGGGGAUGAUGCAACGUGGAAAUCAGUCUACUUGACGAUAGAGGGACCAUCUUACUACCUUGCUUUGAUUCUCUUCGCUCUGUUCACAUCUGAUGAAACGAUUCCACCUUUGGGUGUUCUUUACAGCCUUGACGAAGAUGAUCGUUCUCCUUCUGUUCAGCGUGGUCUUCGGUUACUUCUGAACUGCCUUCUUGAAGAGACUGAAAGGGCGCUUGAAUCUGUGACCGCACUGGAUUGCCAUCAUGCAUUUAUUGACCUCUUGAUCACAUUACUCGCCUCAAGACGUGACCUGCUCAAGUCGACAAGAUGA
Echinococcus granulosus is the source of this 1155-nucleotide messenger RNA. Its product is annotated as Ribosomal N-lysine methyltransferase set11. Lineage: Eukaryota; Metazoa; Platyhelminthes; Cestoda; Cyclophyllidea; Taeniidae. Gene Ontology annotation, biological process: peptidyl-lysine monomethylation; peptidyl-lysine trimethylation. The record is from RefSeq and is a predicted model, not a curated record. Bases 1 to 1155 code for a protein of 384 amino acids. Gene Ontology annotation, molecular function: protein-lysine N-methyltransferase activity; protein binding. The transcript has 4 exons.